GCUCUGCUUUUCUCCGAGCCCGAUCUCUCCCCACCACCACCACGACCUCCUCCUCCUUCUCUCCACCAUCACGAAGAGAUGAUGUUGCGACAUUUAAAUCAUGAUUGACCACGUCCUCCUCAUCAUUAUCCGAUGGAAUCCGAAAUGUACGAAGAAUUGGAGAGGGACUUGGAGAAGGGGUUGGUUUCAAGGCUCAACCUUAAACCCCUCUCCCUCCCCGAAACUUCGCCUAUACCACGGUCUCCUUCAGCUUCGGCGACAGCAACACCAACCCUGGUCUUAUCCAAUUCCGGGAAAGCGCUAGUUGUCUCGAAUUCUGGAAAGGCUCUGGUUUUGUCCAACUCUGGGAAGCGGAUUGAUCUGGCUGGUAAAAAGAAGUAUGUGAAGCAGGUGACUGGUCGCCACAAUGACACCGAGCUGCACUUGGCUGCACAGCGGGAUGAUUUGGAUGCCGUCAAGCAUAUUUUGGGUGAAAUUGAUGCCCAGAUGAUGGGAACACUCAGUGGGGCAGAUUUCGAUGCUGAAGUGGCACAGAUAAGGUCUGCAGUGGUCAAUGAGGUCAAUGAGUUGGGAGAGACCGCACUUUUUGCUGCAGCUGAGAAGGGGCACCUGGCUAUAGUAAAGGAGCUGCUGCAAUACUCAACUAAGGAGGGGAUUGGUAUGAAAAAUGCAUCUGGUUUUGAUCCGCUGCAUAUUGCUGCUAUUAAAGGUCACCAAGCAAUUGUCCAUCUGCUAUUGGAAUAUGACCCCCGGUUGAGCAAGACAAUUGGUCCAUCAAAUGCGACCCCCCUUGUAUCUGCAGCUGCGAGAGGGCAUAUAGCAGUAGUUAAUGAACUGCUGUCUAAAGACUGUAGUUUGCUAGAGAUUUCCAAAUCAAACGGCAAGAAUGCAUUGCACUUGUCAGCCCGCCAGGGGCAUGUUGACAUUGUAAAUGCGUUACUUGACAAGGAUCCACAGCUGGCAAGAAGAACUGAUAAGAAAGGACAAACUGCACUGCACAUGGCUGUAAAAGGGGUCAGCUGUGAAGUGGUGAAGUUGCUUCUUGAGGCAGAUGCAGCUAUAGUGAUGCUUCCAGAUAGAUUUGGAAAUACAGCUUUACAUGUUGCCACCCGGAAAAAGCGAGCUCAGAUUGUACAUGAGCUGCUUUGCCUCCCUGAUACAAAUGUAAAUGCGUUAACCAGAGACCAUAAAACGGCCCUAGAUAUAGCCGAGGGUCUCCCCCUCUCGGAGGAGAGUUCAGAGAUAAAAGAAUGCUUAAGUAGAUUUGGUGGUAUCAGAGCCAACGAACUGAAUCAACCACGAGAUGAGCUCAGAAGAACUGUUAGAGAGAUCAAGAAAGAUGUUCAUACACAGCUUGAACAGACACGCAAGACUAACAAGAAUGUGGAUGGAAUUGCAAAGGAGCUUCGAAAGCUUCAUCGGGUGGGAAUCAACAAUGCAACCAACUCAGUCACCGUGGUUGCUGUCCUCUUUGCAACAGUUGCUUUUGCAGCAAUUUUCACUGUUCCUGGUGGUGAUGAUGACAGUGGGAUGGCUGUUGUAGUCAGUACUCUAUCAUUUAAGGUUUUCUUCAUCUCGAAUGCUGUUGCUCUCUUCACUUCUUUGGCGGUUGUGGUAGUACAGAUCACUCUUGUCAGAGGAGAGACAAAAUCUGAGAGGAAGGUUGUCCACGUUAUCAACAAAUUGAUGUGGUUAGCCUCUGUAUGCACUACCGUGGCGUUUAUAUCCUCGUCAUACAUUGUCGUUGGUCGACAUAAUAAGUGGGCUGCUAUUCUUGUGACAAUUAUAGGUGGAAUAACAAUGGCUGGAGUUCUUGGUACAAUGACAUACUUCGUGUUGAAACAUAAACGAAUCCGAUCAGUGAGAAAGAAAGAGAAGUAUUCACGAAGUGGAACACGGUCGGACCAUCAUUCAGAAACUGAUUCAGAAGUAAAGCCCAUAUAUGCUAUCUGAUGUCAGUCUCUGAAACCAAAGCUGGAGCCAUCUUUUAUAAGGAUCAAGAGUUUUUCACUGUAAAUAUAGCAUGAGGAUGACAAAAUGCGACCAGAAAAACAAUGGCUUUCUUAUCAAGCACAAGGGUCUUCAUCUCCGGUAUUUCACUUCUUUUUGAUUGGUUGAAGGCACCAGAUGAGUAAGUGCUACGUUCGUUUCUAGACAUGCUUCCACUCACAGUAUAUUUUGGUUUCCCCGAGUGUAAUCAUGUUCUCAACUAACAACUAUGAAGAGCUUCCCGUUAGUGACUGGAAUGCAAAGACAAAUAUGUUAUUAAUAUACAAAGAGUCCAAUAUAUGAUUCAUAAUUAUGUUAAAGUACCCAUUCACCCACUUUCUGGCCUUUCCUGUGUUUUUCUAAAGAACGAAUCAUCCUCAGAUAUUUUUCAUUUUUUCUC
This is a messenger RNA of Rhodamnia argentea, 2389 nucleotides long. RefSeq names its product ankyrin repeat-containing protein ITN1-like. The transcript has 4 exons. The record is from RefSeq and is a predicted model, not a curated record. Gene Ontology annotation, molecular function: protein phosphatase regulator activity; protein phosphatase 1 binding. Gene Ontology annotation, cellular component: plasma membrane. Lineage: Eukaryota; Viridiplantae; Streptophyta; Magnoliopsida; Myrtales; Myrtaceae. The coding region runs from base 133 to 1953 and encodes 606 amino acids.